AUGGAGCAACCUCCGGGGUUUAUUGACUCUACUCAGCCUAACUACAUUUGCAAGUUAAAAAAGGCCUUGUAUGGCCUGAAGCAAGCUCCGCGAGCUUGGUACCUGGAGUUAUCAUAUUUUCUGAUCAAUUUUGGCUUUAAGAAAACCAUCAGUGAUGCUUCUUUGUUUGUGUAUGCUGCUCGUGGAAUGCUUGUUUAUUUUAUGGUUUACGUGGAUGAUAUAAUUGUCACUGGAAACAAUGAUGUUUUUCUUGACCGAUUCAUAAAAUUAUUAUCACAAAAAUUUGCUUUGAAGGACUUAGGCACACUACACCAUUUUCUUGGUGUUGAGGUUGUACCUAUUUCUGGUGGUUAUUUUCUUUCCCAGAGUAGGUACGUUGCAGAUAUUCUGGCUCGAUAUAACAUGGAUGGCGCAAAGCCUGUUUCUACUCCGAUGUCUACUAUGACGUCCGUGUCUAUUCACGAGGGGGAACCUGUGGUUGAUGUGACUGAUUUUCGUAGGUUGAUUGGAAUGCUGCAGUACCUAUCGGUCACUAGACCUGACGUUGCUUAUGUUGUUAAUUCCUUAUCGCAAUGCAUGCACUCGCCAAAGGCAUAUCAUUGGGGUGUCGUUAAACGGUUACUUCGGUAUAUGAAAGACUCUGAUUGGGGUGGUAGUAGAGAUGAUGGUCGUUCUACCACUGGUUUUGUUAUUUGUCUUGGUUCAAAUGUUGUCUCGUGGAAGUCUGUUCGUCAGAAAACUGUCUCACGGUCUUCAACCGAUGCUGAGUAUCGUGCUUUGGCGAGUUCGGCUGCUGAGGUAAUCUGGGUACAGAAUCUUUUCUCAAAUUUUUUAAUAGCACAAUCAUUUCACUAA
Molecule: messenger RNA, 855 nt
Organism: Ipomoea nil (Japanese morning glory)
Lineage: Eukaryota; Viridiplantae; Streptophyta; Magnoliopsida; Solanales; Convolvulaceae
Exons: 3
Coding region: 1-855 (284 amino acids)
Source: RefSeq, a predicted model, not a curated record